AUGGACGGCAACCGCGACGACGCCUCCGGCAUCAGCCGCUCGAAACGCAGCCUCGCGUCGGUAAAUACGCCAGCGGGCAGCGGCAACGACGAGCUCGACAAGACAGCGCAGCCCGACGCGGCAGGCAUCAAAGUCGGCCCUGAAGAUGCGGCAAAGCAAGAGAGGGAGAAUGCGGAUCCGGAAAAUAUAAAGGCUAUUGGCACCGUGGACGAGGCUGAAGGCGACUACGAUGUCAGAAAAGAGAACCAUUUUGGUGAAGCGGCGAUUAUCGACAACGCAAAGGACUUGGUUACGCACGUUCUCCACGUCGAUGAUGAACCGUCCGAUUCUCCGUGGACUUUUCGUGCGCUCUUCAUUGGUAACGUGUACCGUCUCUGCCUGAUCCUGUGUGUCUUUGCGUCGGUACUGCAGGAGAUUUUCUACUUCAAGCCCCAGAUCAUACUCGUAUCCGUCGUGUUUCUCACCGUCAUCGGCUACAUCUUGGCUCUCCCCUUCCAGCUCAUCCCACGACCGAGCGGUGACGGCAUCGUAUCCCGCACGUGUCGCUUCCUGAACCCGGCCGACUUCAACUCCAAGGAGCACACGUUCAUGGUCAUCAUGGGAUCGGCCGGCUCGACCUCGGCCGUCGCCACGCAAAUCCUCGCCGCCCAGCGCCUGUAUUACGGAUCGAGUCCCGACAAGGGCGCUGCCAUCUUUCUCGUCAUCGCCUCCCAGUUCCUGUCCUACGGAAUCGCGGGCCUGCUCCGCUCGGUCCUGGUCCAGCCGGCCAAGAUGCUCUGGCCGGUCAACAUCCCCGUCAACACGCUCCUGGAGACGCUGCACCGGGACCGGAGCGAGACGCGGAAGCGCCUGCGAUGCUUCACGGCCGUCUUUGGCGGCGCCUUCCUCUGGGAGAUUGUCCCGCUCUGGAUCGCGCCCAUCUUCCAGGGCGUCGCGAUCCCGUGCCUGGCGCGCCGCGACAGCCUCGUCUUCACCAAUCUGUUUGGGGGCGCGCAGAACAACGAGGGCCUCGGGCUCCUGGGGCUCUGCUUCGACUGGAACUACAUUGCCGGGCUGAGCUCGCCGCUGUGGUACCCGUUGUGCACGCUCGUCAAUAGCAUGACGGGGUACUUGCUCUGCAUUGUGCUGUUCAUGGGCGUUUACUACGGAAAUGUGUGGGAUUCCACCAACUUCCCCUUCCUGUCGCAGCUGCUCUACCACGGCUCGUCCAACGCGACCAACUUCGUGCAGUACAACCUCACUGCCAUUCUCAACUCGGACAACACCAUCAACAGCACUCUGGUGGCUGAGCAGGGGCUUCCGUACCUCUCGGGCUCAUACGUGAUCCGCCUCAUCACGACCAAUGUUGGCAUCACCGCUGCCAUUGUCCACUUGCUGCUGUGGAACUACAACGACCUCAAGGACGGCUGGGCGUUUUUGCGGCCGUCUCGUUUACAAAGGCUCUUCCGAGUCUCAACGUACUUCUCCUGGAGGGGGCAUGACUCGGAGGAGGAAGCGGCGCGACGACAAAGGGUGGUUGACGACAAGGACUUGGAUCCGCACUACAAGUUGAUGAUGCAAAACGGGUACGUCGAGGUGCCAAACUGGUGGUAUGGCCUCGUGCUCGUGCUUUCGUUUGUCAUUGGCAUCACCACGCUCUACAAGAUCGGCUCAACGCUGCCCUGGUGGGCAUUCAUCGUAUCCAAUCUUUUCUCGGCCCUCUUCAUCCUCUUCUUCGGCGCCCAAAUGGGCUUGACGGGGUUCCAAUUCGACCAGCAACCCGUCAUUUUGAUGCUAGGCGGUUAUCUGCUGCCGGGGAAGCCGCUCGCCAACAUGUACUUCACCGUGUUCGGCUUCAACGGCAUCCAGCAGGGCCAGUGGCUCCUGCGGGAUCUGAAGCUCGCCCAGUUGGCCCAUCUGCCGCCCAAGGCGACAUUUACGGCUCAAAUGCUCGGCACCGUCGUCGGGGCCAUCAUGGACUACGUCGUCAUGGUCAGCAUUGUAGAUAACCAGACGCCGGCGCUGCUGUCCAUCAACGGCACAAACGUCUGGUCCGGCCAGAACGUGCAGGCGUACAGCACCCUCGCGGUGGCGUGGUCCAUGGCCAAGGACAUGUUUUCGGUAGGGAGCCGCUAUCAAUGGGUCACACUCUCGUUCCUGGUCGGGUUUCUGGCACCGCUGCCGUUCUGGCUGGCGUGGAAGCUGACCGGGCGCGACGUGUUCCGCGACGUGGACACUUCCAUUGUCGUCUGGAACUGUGCCCUGCUGUACGUCGGUGUCAACUCGUCUUUGCUCAUGUACUUUUCUCUCGGCAUCUUUGCGCAGUGGUACCUCCGUCGCUUCCACCCGGCUGCGUUCAUCAAGUACAACUACCUGGUCUCGGCGGCCUUGGACGGCGGCACGCAGGUCAUGGUUUUCCUGCUCAGCUUUGCCGUGCUGGGUGCCAGUGGUAGGGAACACAAAUUUCCGACGUAUGCGCUCAACAACGGGGGCACGAACAACGACGUGAACAUUGACUACUGCAUGUUCAACACUGCGUCGGCGAAUUGA
This is a messenger RNA of Metarhizium brunneum ARSEF 3297, 2529 nucleotides long. Lineage: Eukaryota; Fungi; Ascomycota; Sordariomycetes; Hypocreales; Clavicipitaceae. The record is from RefSeq and is a predicted model, not a curated record.